AUGGAGACAAGUUCUGUGAUUUUGACCACCGGGGGCUCCUUCGCCUUUUUCCGGCUGGUGAACGCCGCGGUCCGAGAGCUCCCCAUGCCCGAGUCCGCCUGCAGGAAUGCCUGGAAAUGGAGAAAUAUCUCCACAUCGUUCGUGCACAGUCUCAUCACGGCGAUAUGGGCAGUGCUUUGCUUCUUCCUUCACCCACAAAUGGCCGAAGAUCUGAUAGAAACCCACUCUGUGUUUUCCCAUGCUCUGGUGUCCUUUUCCAUCGGUUACUUCAUCUAUGACUUCUUUGACAUGGUGCACAACCAGAAGUUGAGUCAGUCCUGGGAGCUCCUCUUCCAUCACAUCGUGGUGAUCACCUGCUUCGGGCUCUCCGUGCUGUCGUGCCGCUACGUGGGCUUCGCGGUGGUGGCCCUGUUGGUGGAGAUCAACUCGGUGUUCCUCCACCUCAGGCAGAACCUGCGCAUGGCCAACAUGGCCACGGGCACGCCCUACCGCGUCAACGCCCUGGUCAACCUGGGCACCUACGUGGUGUUCCGCAUCAACACGCUGGCCUGGAUGACCCGCUGGCUGGUGCUCAACAGGGACAAGGUGCCCCUGCUGGCCUACACGCUGGGCAGCGUGGGCAUGGCCAUCAUGACCGCCAUGAACAUCGUGCUGUUCUGCCGGCUGCUCAGGAGCGACUUUCUGAAGAGCAGCACCCGGGAGGCCAAGAAAGAGAAGGACAAAGAGAUGUAG
Molecule: messenger RNA, 732 nt
Organism: Menidia menidia (Atlantic silverside)
Lineage: Eukaryota; Metazoa; Chordata; Actinopteri; Atheriniformes; Atherinopsidae
Source: the annotation of a GenBank genome assembly